AUGCAGACUUCGGAGGGGGGCGCGCAUAGGCAAAGCGCCAAAGCGAGCGAAACUGGCUCAGGCGCAACUGUGGCUUCUGUGAAAGCGGCACAAUCGCCGUGGCAGCCCUCCUAUGCACCGGGAACGAAUCAGCUACCUGAGGUCGAUGAAGCAAGAAGAUGCUCAUCUAUUCGCAAAGAAAACGACGGCAGAGUUGCAGGGCGGUGCACUGCGCGUAGCAGAGACAUUGCCUCGAAAAACAGCUACUUCUCUGAGGGAUGUGGCAAUCAGCGUCAAGCUGAGGGCUCUGACUGUAAGGACCGCGGGAAUUUGUGUGGCAAUGGCCAUACUCAGCAUAGCUGCGCUUUGGCGAGCCGCUCAUACAUGAAAUCAGAUAUUAGCAUGGACACCUUCGUUCCGCAUCGUGAGCUGUCAGAGCAUGGCAGCGGGAAAGAUGGGCAGGUGCAAAUAAAUCUGGAGAGCGUUGAAAAGUCAGUGUUUACUCCUGAACAACCCGCCUUUGGUGACAGCACUUAUGCCUCUCGCAAUCCUCACAGCUGUAAUGCGUCGGGAACCGCAGCUGUGGGCCCGUUUCCAAAAAUUGAGACAGCAGUAGCGUCCACAGCGUAUAGUGAGAGUGGCUCUGGCGCAAGAAAGAGCACCACCCACGCGGAGAAGUCUAUGCAGCCGUUGCGCAAUCAACUCCACCGCUUUUCUUCGAGCAAAGACGCGCCGCGACGCCGAAGCCAUGAAAUAUGCCGUACAGCACUCGUUGCUAGCCGCACACUACCUGUUGUGCGCGUCGAAACAGAGUUGGCAGACAGCGACCGGGGAGGGGCAUCAGGAUCCGGGGACGUUGCGGAGGCAAAGGUUCCAAGCGCUCGCACAGGCUGCUUGCCGAAUCCGAGUGUCUUUGCUGGUGAUAUUGUCACAACUGACACUCGCGAGAGCAUUGGUCGCGACCGACGAAGUGCCCAGUUUCUGCGAGAGAUGUUGGGUGUGAUUGACAAGGAUCAGGUGGGGUCCUCCAGGGAGUGUGAGGGUGACGGUGGGAACGUGAACGGUGCAGCGACAGUUCCAAAUCCCCUUCAUCAUCGAAACGGCGCAAGUAGGGCAAGUGACAGUGGGUCCAUCAGCGACACCCACCACGGGUAUGGUAAUGAAGCUUUCGGAACACAAAGCAGUGCGACAAGAAGAGAAUUGCAUGGGCGCAACGCGGACAAUGUUGCCGGAGGCGACAGAGAUCAGUCCAGCACAGACAGUCUUGUAGAUGGGCGUUCCUUUGGUAGUUAUCACGGCGAGCUAGAGUGGCUGUGCGUCCCUUCUUUGUUCUACUUUUUUGCCAACAUGAUCAAGUGGAAUGAGCUGCGACUGCAGCGCCGAACAUCUCAAACCCCUCUCGAGGAGAAUCGCUCCCACUCAAGUGAUGAUUCAUUUUCUCUAGCUUCAAUUUGGACCCCAAAUUGUGAGCAGGAACUCCAUGUGCUUGAGGAUCGCAUCAGUUUCUCCAUUUUCGAGUUGGAGGGGGUGUACCUGAACCCGUUCUUGGUGAGCUGGUCGAAGCCGAAGCUGCGCUUGCUUGUUGCAGAUGUUGCUUCAACAUGGGAAAAGGAAGGCCCCUACAGUGCCGAGUUUGACUGCGUCUCAUCACGCCUUUUCGACGCCAUUUCUACAGAGCAGACUUGCCAGCUUCGAAGCACUUGCUUGCUCUCGGUGCGACAGUGGCUGGGGAGUGCACAACACCGAUGGGAUGUCACGUGCGUCUUGGUGGCUUUGCUAACAGUUUCGAUUCUUUGCAUUGUCUUUCUUGCGGUGUUUGGCCGCACCCAAGCCGUCUGCAUUGUAUUUUCGAUGAUGCUCAGCGUAGCGGUGGUCUUGAUGUACGUGGUUGCAGUGUUUGUAUUGCAUCACAACACGUACGCAGACGCGGCUUCCAGGCACUUCCGCGAGGAGGUAGUGCGCGCAGCUCAGAAGAAGAUGGAGGAGGAGGAAAUGGCGGAAAAACGAGAUGUGGGAAGUCGAAGCGGGUACGGACACCGUGGUGCGGCGAAGGCGUCUCGGGACGCGGCGGGCAACGGUUGCAGGGGUUACACAGCGGGCGAUGACGACACAGGUGCCGAUGAUGAGUAUAUGGAGGAUGAAAUAUCUAUUGCGGUACGCAACCUGCGAGCUCUGACGGAGGGUAGCACCCACCCGGCUACCAACGCGCCGCCCUACUAUCGCCUAUCGGAUCGGCCUCACAGUGGAAAGUGUGACAGCGGCGGUGCAGGGGACCGCUUCGAAGAUGAUAUGACAUUGGCCGAUGGGAACUACGCUUCCCUCACCAGCCGUUCUUUGCAGGCUGGUGACAAAGCCAAGCAGCAGUUUGAGGAAGAUCGUGAAAAUAGACUCCUGCUGAGCCGUGGGACCUUCGAGCAGCAUCAGGCGCACAUGGAUCAAUGCGGGUCUCACAGGGUGCACGAACGCAUGAGCACACAGCCAGCGCUGCGUCCUACAAAGCAAGCGACGCCCAGCAGCACCAGUGGCGCCACUGGAGCUCAGGCGAGGCCGAGCACCGCUGACAGCUGUGGAAGGGUCGGACAGGAGCAGAUCACUCGGGGAGGGUGCGACGGCGAAAAGAUUGUGAUGCCGGAGCAGCAGCCGCUACAGCAACUCGCUGACUUGCCAGAGAAUGUCAACGUCAAGGCGCUGCUGUUUUGCAAGAAUGUGGGUGUCCUUUCUCAAGUGGCGUCGUCGCUAUGGGAGCGGAAUUGUAUGCUGUUGCGCGUCAGCAACCUUCAAGCACUCAACAGCACAUUCCAUCACGGUUUCGAGCGUUUCGGGUUGGUGUUGAUUCAUGCCCCUGAUGUGGCGGAGGGAUCUGCAGAGUUGGAGACGGCGCUUUCGUGGCUGCAGGUGGAGAGGCGACCCGUCUUUUUCUUCGCAUGCUCGGCGAUGGCGUACCCGGCCAGCGUGCCCUUUUCCGCCCGGCUGCUGGCGCCGUUUUCCUCCACUGCCCUUAACGCUCUCUUGCUGGCUGGCAUUGGCGUGGAGUCGGAGCAUGGUUGUGUCUCGUCCCCGCUGCUUCCUCAGCAGGAGCAGGAGCGACAUCGGCAGCAGUGCCCGUCGCAGCCUUUUCAAGUCCCACCAUACACUCUCGGCCGCCGGCUUGGUGGAGGUGCCUUUGGCAACGUGUUCGAGGCAGAGAUGGAACACACAGGUGCCAAGUGCGCAGUGAAGCGGAUGUACUUGAAGGAUGACUCGAAUCAAGAUGAGGAACAGCAAGCCAACAGCGGAGUUGCUGGGGCCUGCGCAGGCGGCAGCGGCACCCUUGCAGCAGGCGCGAACUCCACAGCGUCUCCCAGGGCGGCAGAGGUGGGGGAAGAGGCGGGUGGGGCAACCACCGCGGUCGGCUCACAACUGCGUGACAUUGCUCAGGAGGUGGAGAUAAUGAGCUCACUUCAGCAUCCCAACAUUGUGCGAUACUACUACUGCGAACGUGACGAUAACUGCAUCUCCAUCUUUAUGGAGCUCUGCACCGGCGGCUCGCUGAGAUCGUUGAUUCACAGUGGAAAGCUGGUGAACCCCCCAGAGAUCAAACAUCUGCUGCUGGAGAUCAUCAGCGCCGUUUCCUAUUUGCACAACAUGCGCAUCGUACAUCGCGACUUGAAGCCAGACAACGUCCUCUUUCGCCAGGGGCACAUCAAGAUUACGGACUUUGGCACGGCUGUGCACAAGCACGGUGGAGACCUUCGGCUUAUCAGAGGCACGUUCGCGUACAUGGCUCCUGAGAUCUUGGUCGGGGAUCCCUACGGGCGUGCCUGUGAUGUGUGGUCUAUCGGUUGCAUCGCUGCCGAGGUGCUGUCUGUGGAGUUGCCGCAGCACGCGUUGGGGCUUCCAGAAAUGUGCGAGUACUACCGCGCCAUGGGCGAGAACAGUGAGCUGCCCAUCGAAUGCGACGUACCGGGCGUACGCGAUUUCCUCCUCGCUUGUCUGCAGCGCAAUCCCAACCAGCGCAGCACGGCAGGGGAGCUUUUCUACCACCCCAUCCUGCAGGCCCGCGACACUUCCAUUCAUGACUGGAUGGUGGAGGUGGUGGCGCGUCGCCGUCGCAUGCAGCAGCAACAGCAAGCGCUUCACCGCAACGGACUUGGCAGCCGAACAGGUGGCGGGACCGGCGGCCCCGGUGGCAAUCACCAAGCCAGCUCCAACGGACCGAACAAUGACGGGGGCGUGAACUGUGCGAAUGCCGGUGACCGCUUCGACCUGCACUCCGUCGGAAGCGCCCAAUCGCUCGACUCGUCAAAACUUGUGUGA
Molecule: messenger RNA, 4275 nt
Organism: Leishmania major strain Friedlin
Lineage: Eukaryota; Euglenozoa; Kinetoplastea; Trypanosomatida; Trypanosomatidae
Product: putative protein kinase
Exons: 1
Coding region: 1-4275 (1424 amino acids)
Biological process (GO): protein phosphorylation
Cellular component (GO): cytoplasm
Molecular function (GO): protein serine/threonine kinase activity; ATP binding
Source: RefSeq, a predicted model, not a curated record